This is a messenger RNA of Aspergillus alliaceus, 1847 nucleotides long. RefSeq names its product Set1-mediated histone H3-K4 methylation subunit Swd1. The transcript is spliced from 5 exons. Bases 164 to 1600 code for a protein of 478 amino acids. Gene Ontology annotation, cellular component: Set1C/COMPASS complex. Gene Ontology annotation, molecular function: protein binding. The record is from RefSeq and is a predicted model, not a curated record. NCBI's taxonomy places the organism in Eukaryota, Fungi, Ascomycota, Eurotiomycetes, Eurotiales, Aspergillaceae.
UCUCUCCCCAAGUAGAGGCUGUAUCAGCGGUCACCAAAUGAACACUGAAUGAUUGUUCGCAGUCACUCCUCCUGGCCUUUAUUCUGGGCUGGGAUCAUUCUAAAUUUUGCUUCCCUCUUGUCUUAAUCUUCUUCGGGCGCAUGACGAUAAUUGGUUAGGCGCAAUGAAUUUGUCUCUUAUCGAUCCCUUCGUCCUGGCGCAGGACUAUCCAGACACACUAACCGAGAAAUUGAGAAGCGGUCAUGCGACGUGCCUACGAUUCAACCGCAAGGGAGAUUAUCUAGCCUCCGGACGAGUUGAUGGUACCGUAGUCAUCUUCGAUUUGGAGACAAAUGGCGUUGCGCGGAAACUACGGGGCCACACCAGGCAGAUUCAGUCCUUGAGCUGGUCAAGGAAUGGUCGGUAUCUUCUCAGUUCAUCCCAAGAUUGGAAGUGUAUUCUAUGGGAUCUGAAAGAUGGCUCCCGAGUACGCACAGUCCGUUUUGAAGCUCCUGUAUAUAUCGCUGAAUUACACCCUUAUAAUCAUUUACUUUUCGUUGCCUCUCUCUUCGAAGACCAACCUGUUCUAGUCGACAUUUCAUCUCCUAAGCCCAUCAAGCGCAUUCUUCCCUCGGCUCCGUUUCGACCCCCGCCUCCUAUAUCCGAAGAAGUUGAUCCCGCCGUAGCCGCAAAGCAAGCAGCCCAAGACGCGAAACACUCAACAUGUGUUACUAUUUUUACAGCAUUAGGAAAUCAUAUCAUAGCGGGUACAUCUAAAGGGUGGAUCAACAUCAUUGAGACACAAACAUGCGCCACAAUUCACUCCACUCGUCUCUGCAAUGGAGUGGUGAUCUUACUUCGCCUCGCUAGCAACGGCCGGGACCUGCUAGUUAAUAGCUCCGAUCGAGUGAUACGCACCAUCCUCAUGCCCGAUCUCUCCCAGUUGGGCAUUGACUUGGAACCCGCCAACAUCAAGCUUCAGGUCGAACAUAAGUUUCAGGACGUGGUCAAUAGACUAAGUUGGAACCACGUCACCUUCUCUUCAACGAGCGAGUUCGUCACCGCAUCCACCUUCAUGAAUCCUGACAUUUACGUUUGGGAACGAAGCCACGGAUCCCUGGUGAAAAUUCUCGAGGGCCCUCGAGAAGAACUGGGCGUCGUGGAAUGGCACCCUUCUCGCCCUAUGGUAGUCGCCUGCGGUUUGGAAUCGGGAUGCAUCUACACAUGGUCGAUUGUGACGCCCCAAAAAUGGUCCGCCCUAGCGCCUGAUUUCGGCGAAGUCGAGGAGAACGUCGAGUAUGUUGAACGCGAAGACGAAUUUGAUGUUCACCCCGCUGAAGAAAUCCACCAACGUCGGCUUGAUCAGGAAGACGAAGUUCCCGACGUGCUGACGGUCGAGCCGCACAAGAGCGGUACGGAUGAUGAGGUGGAAUCUUUCCGCAUGCCUGUUCUCCUCGACAUCUCCGACAGUGAAAGCGAAGAGGACAUCGUUGCCGUGGGGCCCGGAACAAUGCGGAGGCGCAGCCCCGGCGCUGGCCGUGAUGCCAACGGAGAUGGGGAGAAAGAAAGUUCUGGAGGUAGAAACGGUAUCUCUCGGGGUCAGAAGGGUCGCCGACGUUGAAAUGAUGCCGCUGUCCGAGUUCGCGUUAUGGAAUUACCUAAACCAUUUACCGGAGCAUUUGUCUUUUGGAUCACUGGGUUAUUGUCUUAAGGUUAUCGGGGCGUUUGGCAAAAUACCCAGAAACUGGUAUCUCAUACACUUAUGUUAGCUGAUUGUAGGGACCUACUAAAAAGAAAGAUCACAUGGAUGACGUCUUUCCGUUGUAUUAUAUAAAAUUUCUUUCUCUUAUAUAUAUAUAUAUAUAUAU